Molecule: messenger RNA, 1335 nt
Organism: Hydra vulgaris (swiftwater hydra)
Lineage: Eukaryota; Metazoa; Cnidaria; Hydrozoa; Anthoathecata; Hydridae
Source: RefSeq, a predicted model, not a curated record
UUUUAAAUAAUCCUAAUCCAACAAAAUAUUUUUUAGUGUAUAAAUUAUUGGCUUUAUCAUGACUUCAAGAAAUGAUAGAAGAAAACGUGAAAAUGAAAUGGAUACUUUUAUAUCGAGAUUGAAAGGAGAAACUGACAGCUACUUAACACAGUUUAAAACUGUAGCAGAAAAUGAAAAUGUUACAAUUGGCGAAGACUAUUUUAAUGAAAAUGUAUCUUCUAUUUUUGAUGAGGCAACUGGAUGUGAUAAUGAAGGUGAUGAGGAUGAAAACAAUAAAAGUGAAGUUCCAUCAGAGGAGAAUCAUGAAAGCAACAACUUCUCAUCCCUGCAUACUAAAUUGUUAUACUUCUGCUUACUUUAUAAACUCAGCAAUAGUGCAAUACUCUGUUUGCUUACCAUUUUAAACGAGGAAGGAGUCGAUGUUCCUGCUUCAGUUUAUCUUUUUAAAAAACCUCAAGUUGCAAAGAAGGUCCAGGUGUUAAAGAAUACUCUAGAUUGCGGUGGAAAUUUUGGUUACUUAUCAAUUUUUGAAAAUCUAUUUUACUGUAUUAAAAAUAGUCUAGUGGUAUUCAAAACGCAAUACGUAGAUCUUAAAAUUAAAAUUGGAAUUGAUGGUAUUCCAAUAUUCAAAAGCUCACCGGUACAUAUCUGGCCAAUUUUAUUCAUUAUGAGAAAUGUAGGUUUUAAUAAACCUCUUCCUAUUGCUGUUUAUUCUGGUUUAUGCAAGCCAAAUUUUUCUGGUUUUAUUGAACAAUUAUACAAAGAGUUAGUUUUGUUUAAAUCUUAUGUUAAUGUAUCUGGAUUUUUUAUUAAAAUAACCAAUGUUUUAUUUAUAUGUGAUGCUCCAGCGAGAUCAUUCUGUCAGUGUGUGAAAAGUCACUCAGGGUAUAAUGCCUGUCCAUACUGUAGGAUUCCAGGUGUGUAUGCUACAAAUAAAGUAAUAUUUCCGUUUGGUUUUAUAUAUCCUUCUCGUACUGACUCUAAUUAUAAAUCACUAUCGGAAUCGAACCAAUUAUUCUUAUCUCCAUUAGCUGAAGUUGCAAAUUUAAGUUGUGAUUUUCCUCCUGAAUAUAUGCACACUGUUUGUCUAGGUGUUAUGAGAAGACUUAUAAUGUCAUAUUUUUCACACAAAUAUGGCCGGUUAAACUGUCGGGUCAGUGAGAAUCUAAAAGAACUGCUAGAACAAAGAGUUAAAUUGUGGCAUGGAGCUUUGCCAUCUGAAUUUCAUAGGAAAAUAAGGUCUUUUGGAAAUAUUAAUUAUUUUAAAGCCACAGAAUUUUGAACAAUUUUACUGUAUACAGGCCCUCUUCUUUUUAAAGGUAUCAUUCCUUUAAA